Diabrotica virgifera virgifera (western corn rootworm) is the source of this 11831-nucleotide messenger RNA. RefSeq names its product DNA-dependent protein kinase catalytic subunit. The coding region runs from base 253 to 11715 and encodes 3820 amino acids. Gene Ontology annotation, biological process: telomere maintenance; double-strand break repair via nonhomologous end joining; intrinsic apoptotic signaling pathway in response to DNA damage. The record is from RefSeq and is a predicted model, not a curated record. The transcript is spliced from 29 exons. Gene Ontology annotation, molecular function: DNA-dependent protein kinase activity; protein binding. Lineage: Eukaryota; Metazoa; Arthropoda; Insecta; Coleoptera; Chrysomelidae. Gene Ontology annotation, cellular component: nucleus.
AUUGUCAAAUGUCAAAUUUAAAUGUUUUUGAGCGUAGCUGACAGAGCCAGAGAUAAAAAAACUAUUAAUUUGUUUGUUUUUCUUUGUCCAAGCAGUUUUUUGAAUGUUAAAUAUUGUUAAAUAAAUGUUUCUGAUUCGAUAGGUGAGAAGUGAGAAGGUGAGGUGAGGUUCGUCCAAGCAGGUUGUGUGAGUGCUCAAGAAGAAUCCUGUAACAAAUUCAAGAACAUCAAUCAAAGAGCUAGACUUGCAAAAAUGGAAUUCGAGCCUCGGAAUUUUUUUCCAACUUUAUUCAAAAAUCUGAAUGAUAAAUCUAAGUGUUCAGAAUCUCACAAAAUGUUAGAGGUGUUUAACAGAAACUUGAUCGAAGAGCAGAUUGAUUCUGCAUUGAUUGAUGCCUGCAUGCCUCACUUUUUCCACACAAAAAAUUCCCUUCUCAAAUUCAUUGAUGAAGCUUCAAAAAUUAAAGAUUUCAAGAAAGCCUGUGAGUUAGCUGUUGUUAUUAUAUAUACGGUUUUGAAUAAUUUCUAUAACAGAGUUCAAGAAAAAGACAUAUUUGCUCUGUAUAAAGUAGCUUGCAGAAUAUUUAAGUCCAAGGAUACAGAUUCGUCUAUUAAAGUUAAAAUUUUUAAUUCAGUUAUGUUAAGCUUGGAGAAAGAUAAUGGCGAGUAUGAUGCCACUGUCUUACCGAUGUAUAAGGAACUUUUGGACGCUGUUUUAUUUAGUUCAAGGUUAAGAAAAACUGGUGAUCAAGUAAGAGGUAAGGAAUUGGAACUACUAGGCUACAUGAUGUAUAAAUUUCCAUACAUAGCAGAUGAUAAUACCAAGAUGAAGAUUAAAGAGUGUAUGAUGUUCAACUUUGACAAAGAGUGUCCAUUGAUUCUAAGAAAAGUGUCACAUAAUGUUGUACAGGGCAUAUUUACUGGAUUUAUGUAUUAUUUAGAAAGUGCACCUUUUAAUUUAGAGAAGACAGAAGACAAAAAGGCGGUUACUUACAUGUAUAAGAUACUGAAGCACCUGGUGGUUUUAAAAGAUAGGACAAAAACAGGCAAUAGAGCCGCUAUGAAGUUCCUCGGUGCUAACACCUUCUUAUUCAAAGAGGAAUUAGUCAAAGAGCAUCAGUUUUGGCACGAAAAGCUGCUACUAUGGUUGGCCUGUGGCGCUGAAGAACAAAAAGUAGGUUUAACGACUUUAAAGGCCAUUUAUCAGAGUAUUUCUAAAAGUGCGGAAGACUGCAACGAUGCUACAUGUGUACCAAUUAUACAGUACUUCCUGAACUACUGCAAAACCGUCCUGAACACAAAAGAAGCUUCGACCUUAGAGAAGCGACUAUCAGUUUUCUGUCUACGAGUAUUUUCUCAAUCUUUCCACAAACAUUUAAAUCCACCAGAAGUAAAAGACCUGUUUCUAUUCAUAAUGCAAGUGUUCGAAAAAACUUUUGUCCAGGACUACAAGGAAGAUGACGACGAAUGGGAUUACCUUCCCGAUUAUAUACAAACCAUCGCCAACUUCAUGCGAUUCAAGCAGUUUGCAGCCAGCGAGUUUUUUUGUCUACAAAAAGGUGCUAUUUCGAUGAUCAAAUCAUUCCACAGGUUGCCUAUUCUGCAACAUUAUAUUGUGACUGAUGCCUUACUUCUCACCAUAUUUUAUUUGAAGAAUACUCAGUAUUUUGAUACGUUUAUUGAAAAUAUCGUUUAUCAAGGCGUUGUAUGGUGCUGCUCCCACCAACAUACGUCAUUUGAGGCAUUUUCGGAGGAUUCCACACAGAAAAUUAUUACGGUCAAAAACUACUACCCUCUAUGGACUAACAUCUUAAAGCUAUAUUCCUACAAACACUACGACAAAUACGAAUUCUACAUGCAAGACAGGAAAUACGUUUUAGAGAGAAUCAUCCAAGAAUUGGUCAAAACGUUAAUGAUUCUUGUAAAUAAACUCAACGUGUCUGUCAAGUUAAAAGAUGAGGACAGUGCCUUAACUGAUUUAGAAAAGAUAUACCAACUAGAAGAAAGAAACGAUUAUUCCAUAUUUUUGAACGUCGUAGAUUUUUAUAAAUUCAUCUUUGACAACGUCGGAGCAGAUCAUGUGAAAAAUUCCAUUUGUAAGAUGGUAGACCACCUUGUUGCGAAGUGCUUAAAGCAUCCCUUAAACAGUGGGUUUUACAAACUUCUUUCGUACUGCUUGAAGAUAUCCAGACAACUGUCAUUGUUCGAUGGCAGCAGUGAUUCCCAAGACGUAAUCAACUGCAAAGAGACUUUGAUGACUUUUCUGCCUGUACUUCUUCACAAGAUGGUCGAAUUCAAAGACGAUUUGCUGAUUUCUUCACUACAAGUACUGCUAGAGACUCCUGUUAGUAUCAUCACGCAUACUCUUCCCUUAUGCGUCACUCCAUUUGUAAACGUCUUUGAGGUGGGGAGGAGUUAUUUGCCUUUAGCGGAGAUGGGCGUAGAAACGUUAGAACACUGGCAGAAGACAUUACCAGUUGAAGACUUCGAGCAGUUUUUAGGUAAAAUAAUCUCCAGUUUGGAUAGUUUCUUGCGCAGCAAAUCACUCAAAGGCUACAGCAGUCAACCUGUCCAAAAAAGACGCAAAACCAUGCAAGCCUUAAAGAAGCGAAAAGUUCUAGAAGAAACCGAACCAGAGCUAGUGAAACUACAGAGGAAAAUACUAUCUUUCAUCGGUCGUCAGAGCUUCAAGACCUGCCAAAAUUUUGUCUUUUCCGAUAGUACGUUCGUCAAAAAUUUGAUAGGCGGCCAAAGCUCUCAUUUGAAAGUAUCUUUACCAUACGAUAUUCAACUGGAUGUUUAUUUGGAUACUUUUUUACCGAGAAUAAUAGAUUUGGCUCUUUAUAGUAGCGAUAGAAAAACGAGAAUUACUUCAUGCGAGUUGCUGCAGGCUUGUGCGAUGGUGUUUUUAGGCAGAGCCAAACAAAUGUCCACAGCUGGUUUAGAAGAGUUGAAUGACAUGUUGAAAACUAUCGCUACGCCACUGCUCUUGUUGAGCUGUGACAUCGACCAGGUCGUUAGACAAAUAUUUCAGCCGUUGUUUCUGCAGAUAGUCCACUGGUACACCUCUCCUAAGGCCCGUGGGCAGCAUACUAGUAUCAUCAUCGAUACGCUUCUGGAAGGAAUAACACACCCGACCAACUCGAACCUCAAAGACUUUUCCGGCAAAUGUUUGAGUGAAUUCGUGAAAUGGACCAUCAAACACGAAAACCUGGAUCCCACACCGAGCAUAAAAGUGCUUAUAAAAAAUAUGCGCUUCUUCAGCAGCCAUCCCGAUCCAAUCAAAAAGCUAGGUGCAGCUCUUAUCUUCAACAGCACCUACAGAGAGCUCAGAGAAGAAGAACGUAUAGUAAAUGUGUUUUGGUUGGAAAUUUUACAUAUUUUUGUUCUGAGUUUGGAUGCUGUACUGGAUCAUGAAGAAACAACCACUGUUGUGCAGUUAAAACGUUCUCUCGCUCAUCUCCAACGAGUGAUCAUGGAAAAACCUGGGAUUUUUCGCAAAGAAGAUAAGAAACGCCGAGUACCGAACGAUCUGGGCACAGGAGUACUUACAGACGUCUCUAUAUGGUUGCUGAACCAAACAGGAAGUCGAAGCAUACACUGCAGAGAAGCCUGUAUGGGAUUAUUCGUAAAUAUGGCUCCAUUAUCGAACACAAAUAAAAUAAACUUGCACGAAUUCAUAGUAGAACAUUUAGAUACUACUGUAGCGAAUCUAUAUGACGUGAAAGUGGUCAAGUUUUCCUCUCUAAGCGAGCAAUCCUACUGCGACUGCGCCAAUUUCCUAAACUACCUUCGUAAUCUAUUGUGCUGCGUAGAUGGCUAUAAGUUUAUUGUUAAAAACAACUUAGAAACAGUUAAUUUUGACGAAGGUGUAUUCAGCGAAACGCAGGAGUUUUUGGAAAAACUACAAACGGCAGAUCUGAGUACGUGUUUGAGUUUAAUCGCUAGAAAAUCUUGGACAUUCACUACCUUGGACAAAGAUAUGUUUCUAACCUUGAAAUCAGCGUGUAUACUAUCGAUUCUAAAGUUGUAUAACGCUAUAAUUCACAAUGAACCUCUCUGUCGUAAAUCAAACUCUAUAUGGACAAAAGAAUUUUAUAAAUUAGUAGCUUAUUUAGUGCUAACUCCACAAGAACUGGGUUUAGUAAACCUCAUCAAUACAGAAUACACAGAAAUCCUAGUGAUCCUGUUAAAUACGUUACCAAGUAAACUCCCAAAAGCUUCUGUGGCUGAUUUAAAAUCGACAUUGAUGGAUAUUAUACAAAAUUACAGUUAUUCUUCUAUCGAUCCAGAAAAGAACAUGUCGUUAAAACAGAGGAACUUGCUAAAGGGCGUGGUUUUGCUCCAUAGCACCACAAUUGGACAAAACAUGCAACUGACUCCACAUGCCAACAACUUGGUAGAGACUUACUUUAAAAAUUUUGGGCAAAAAGCUUCUGAUGGGACGAUAUUUAUAAACCAUUUGCAAGAUACAACGUUGAGUUACACCGUUGGCCUUUUGAAGUUUGUGUUGACUGAGAAUAAUAGUGCAAAGAAACUUAUCGACCCAGUUCAUUCUGAUUUGUAUGUUCAAAGUGUUGAUAUGGGAAAGAAACUACCGUUUGGAUUGUAUUUUUUUAAUACAUUUGCUGAAGCCGUUAUUCCUGCCGUUGUACGAGAUUUUGAAACGUUUUUGAAGCUGUCGUUGGACAAAAAAGAUAUCAAACUUACCGUAGACAUUAUCAUGCAUGUUUUAAGAAAUGUUAUCAAAGAUAAACAGUACAAACAGUCAUUUAAUGAGAUUGCGAACUGUUUAUUGACGUUUUGGAGCCGCUUUGCCGAGUAUUUCAGUGUUAGUAAGGAAAAUAUUACUCUUGGUAUGGAGUUUUUAACACUUUUUGUCCAAAUUUGCGAUUCUGGGUCUUCUGACAUGCAAGAUUGGUUGGUGGACUGUAUGAUGAGAGAGAAUGGAGUCGAUUGUAUAGAAAUAUUUGAACUGCUGGCGAAGAUAACAAGGAGUGAUGUAUCAGAAGAGCAAAGCUCCAGCUUGAAGACUUUGUUGAUGCUGUUGAACGAAAAAAUCGCUUCCCAGUCAUCAAAUCAAGAAAUUGUCACUAACAGUUUCAACAAACUGCUUACAUUCUUCCCCGUGGUAAAAUCACCGAUAAUUUUCGAACAUUUAACAGAAAUAUACGUGAAAAUACCCCCAAGUGUAGAUAUAAACACACUACUAAGAAAAUUCAUGUACCAACUAGAUACAGGUGUUCACCCUUUAUUCCUAGCACACAUAUACACCAUGGUUUUGAAGAAACCUCAACAUUGGUACAAGAUUGCGAAAGAUAUCCUGCCUGUGGUGUUUCAGAUUUGUAACAUAGACUCCUUCGAGCAAUUUUUCGUUAACAACAUUAAGAACAUGCUCGCAAUUUUGGAAGGAAACAAUCUAGAAGAGUCCAUUGUUAUUUUCAUACUUGUGGAAAUUCUGUUUUUGAGGGUUGCUAUCGGGACUGAAGAACGGAAAGAUUGUGCUAUUUGCGCAGCUUCAGAAGAACCCAAAUUACUUGGAAAGUUAUUGUCGUUUACGUUUAAAGCGUUUAAGGUAACUGAUACACAAGAAGACAUUUUGAGACGAUAUAAAUGCCACGCAUAUAACGCCACUGCAUCUAUUAUCAGCAAUUCGUUAAAGAAAGAAGUUUUUUACAAAAAAUUAUUUAAGAGAGAAGGCGACAAUAAUGAAGAUAUCUUAUGGCACGCUAUCAUUAAUACUAGCAUUAACUACGAUUUUCCGAAAAAUUUUGAUUCGUUGCCGACGCAGAAGAAGAUUUUGGUGAAUAUUCGCGAUGAACUUAGGAAAAGUCGACAUAACGCUGAUAAUAUGUCCAAAAGCUUACACUACAUCGAAUCUCAAAGACUUUUUAACAGUUCCUUAAGCGAAGAUGUCACUAAAUUCGACUUUACCAAUAGCGUACUACGUUCCGAAAGUGCCGGAAUGAAAAAGAUGCAAGAGAACAGGCGAUUUCAGGUCGAGUUGUUUUUAGAUGCAACGGAAAUAAAUGAACACGAAUGUAUGGGCACCGUUUGUAGUGUCAUCCAGCACAUGUUUGAUACAGGAGUGUGCCAGAUGCCUUUUGAUGACGAGGAAAAUAUAGCUUUACCAGAGUGGAUGAAAUGGCUAAGAUCUAUGCUUUUAAGUGACACCACUCAUAAAAAUGUGAAAAUUUUCUUGGUCAAAGUCAUUGAUAAUAUGAUACACAUCUUCAAUCGCUAUGCAAAAUUUUUUCUGGAGCCUUUAAUAAAGUUUAUCGUUGAUCUGUGUGCCGGAAGUACUAUUAACUAUUUCGUUACGGAUAUGCUUGUAAUUAUUUCAAAAUGGGCAUCCAUGAUACCAAAUCUCUCUAAUCAAGAAGCGGUUUUGGCUUCUAAGCUUCUCGAAUUCUUAAUAAAAAACCUAGAAAGAGACCGCCAAGAUGUAUUUAAAUACAACAUCGAGUUGCUGAAACUAAUCACCGAGGCGUGGAAGAAACAUCUCAGAGUGCCCACACAAGUCAUCGAGAAUUUAUUUUCUACGAAAGAGACAGCAGAGAUUGGUAUAUACGUUUCGUCUGUGCUGUUAGUCAAUGGUCUGGAGCCGUGGGAGAGGGGUGAGGAACAUCGAUUUUUAGAACUGAUGUUGAAGCCACUAAAGUCGUCAGAGAGAAGGAUCUACAGAGCAUGCGCAGAAACUUUGGGGCCAAUGUUGAACGUUCUAAAGGCGGAGGAAUACGUUGAAAGAGUCAGUGACUUUCUAAAAAACAUGUGGCCAAUUGAUAAGUACGUCGCUUGUCUAGAAGGUAUAGCAAUCAAGUACCCUCUCAUAGUGGACACGUACCACGUCGUCCGUAUAAUAAGCACCCUGAACCAAACGAAAACAGACGACAGAAUCAUCUGUUUGAAAAUCCUUCUGAAAAGACUGGAUGUGUCUUUAGACAUCUUGGAUCAAGUGACCGACUUUCAGAUAAUAAAUUGGAAUGAACAUAUCGAUGAUUCCAACCUGGAUAUUCAAAUUCUUAGUUUAGAAUUGAUCAAGAGAUGUUUAACACAUUUUGUGACUUACCCAGACUUUGAAAAGGUUCUGACGGCACUGGCUCGGAAUAUUUAUCAUCCAAAUGCUGUGUUCAGGUCGUGUUUGUUCGAUGUGGCCAUUGCUAUGUUCAACACUAACAGUGAUCAUACCGACACGUGUAAAGGUAUCUUGAUCCUCGGUCUUGUAGACCCCGAUAUCGACAACCAGAAAAAAAUCUUCGACUUCUGGGAGGCAAACGGAGUCCUACCGCAAAAGAUCAUCGACAGAUUUUCAUUUUUACUAUCCGAAUUAUACAAGUCGAAAAUUGAAGACAAGCUGUUGGGUCUAUCUUCGUAUUUUCUCGUGAAUAUGCUGGCUACCAGCGAGAAAUACGAUGCUAUGAUUUUCGAACAUCCCUUAGAAGAUUGUAACUUUGAAGAUUAUGAUUUGGAGACCAAUUGGAAGUUGCAACAUCCCUCAGUGGUGCCUAUGUUUGCUGAAACGUUAGAUGUUAACACUUUGGGAAGCACGACGUUUUCGGGAGAUAAAGAUAUUUUUGCUCUGCGGCAGACACAAUCAACCUUCCAAUUCGCACCAACACAAUCUUUCCACGAUCAACAACUAUCUACCUACACCAGCUUGCAAAGUACACUAGGCAUUGACCUGGACACUAAUUUCAAGAACCCUAAUACUGUAAAUAUAUCCCAGAAGUACCGAGUCAACAGACGACGCUUCCUCAAAAAUACUUCCAAGAUUUCUUACAUGAUGGCCAACUACGAAACGCAAAAGAAGAUUACUACGGAUAAGAAGAGAAAGGAAGCAGCCAUCGAAAGAGAGAAAAAGGUUACUAUUUACAGGAGUUACAGGAAAGGGGACUUUCCCGAUGUUCAGAUAUCCUUGUCGGCUCUUUUGAAACCUUUGCAGGCUUUGGCUUUGCACGAUAGCGAGAUGUCAAAGAUCCUCUUCUUGGAAAUAUUUAAAGGCCUCGCUAACAAAAUAGAAAACAAUCAACGAUUCCUUUCUUCGGUGUCAGAUAGCAUCAAAAAUAUCUUCCAAUCAUCAGUGUCAUUCAACCGAUACCUAUUUGCUGCUCUCUUGGACAUUUUGCUGAAAAACAAAGAGAAAAUGGUAUUUGAUCCAAAACUUAUUUCUUAUGUUGCGCAAGAAAGUGGUUUGGCCUCUACAGGGGCACUUUUAAUUGAAGAGUAUCUUAUAUCAGGUGUAGGGGACGACAUGCCUAGUACUAGUAAACGGAAAUUUAGAGAAGAUGAUUGGGAGACUGUUAGCUGGAUUAAAUUGGCAGAGUUAUAUAAAGAACUCGAAGAGUGGGAUACCGUUCGAGCUAUCUUCUUAGAAAAAAUGGACUGUAAACGAGACCUACAAAAAGCCAUCACCUAUGAGUCAAAACAUUUUUACAAAGAUGCUGCUGACCUUUAUAAAAAGUUGAUCUCAUCUGAUGAAUCGCACAACAGAAGAGAUUUCUACUACGACGCCUAUUUCAAAUGCUUUGCCAAUCUUGGCCAAUGGGAAACUAUCCCCAAUGCUGUAGCGACUGUUGUAGGUACUGAAGACACGUGGAAGAGCCUUUGGGAAGACGAGUGGUCCCAACAAAAGCUUCUGCCGUGGUAUAUAACAUCCCACGUGAAAAAUCAGUUAUUUACACAAGAAACUGACGAAGAGUUUUUGACUAAUUUGAACAGUUGUUUAUCAGAUGCCAAAAGUGAAGAGUAUCUUAAUAACCAUUUUUCGGAAGAACUGUGCAUGUUGUGGUUAUGUGAGAAAGACCUGCAGACAGCUAAACAUUAUUUACGAAUUUCGGAGAAGAAUUUCUUGGAAGACUGGCAAGUUUUGAAUCCAAUGUUCCAAUCGCAGCGUUUCCAGAAGCUGUUGAAGCUGCAAAAUAUCGUCGAAAUAUCAGAUUUCAUUGAAAUCUUCAAGUCUAUAGACGAUAUCGACGGAGUUUUGAAAACGUUGAAGAACAGAUGGUCAAGUAUCCCAAUUGAAGCUUCUCCCUCUUUGAUACUAAGCGAAACCAAGUCGUUAUAUAGAAAACAAUUCAUUACCAAUAUCUUGGAUAAAUUAUCGACAGUGUCUGGUUUUAAUACAAGGCCAUAUAAGAAAGAGCUGUGCAAGUUGAAAGUUGCGAUGGAUAUUGAUUUGAUCACAACUGCAAGCGAGAGCGGGAACUUCCAUAUGACUAAAAAGUAUUUGGUAUUCUACGAGAACAAAGAACAUCCUAAGUUAAAUGUUGCCAAGGGUGUUCUGUGGUUACAAAAGUCGAAAAUGAUACAAAAUACGGUUGGGCUAUUAGACGAGAAGCUAAAGUAUCAUACGGAGGCAGUUAAAACUUUCAGAGAUAAUCUGAAACGUCCUGAAGAUGAAUCAAUAAAACUAACCACUAACAACAAGCUUUUCGACGUGCUUAUUGAGAUGUCUGAAUUAAUGUCACGUAAUACAAGUCUGUUGACAUUCUGUAAACUACUUUCUUCAGUAUUGAGCAUCUCUUUCAAUACAAUCGCGGAUAUAGAGACGUAUGCUUGGAAUACGUUAAAAUGUUCGGUAGAAAAAUGCACCAUCGAGGAAAUGGACAGCGAGAUGGAUAGAAAUGAUUCUUCUGAUAAGUUUAAAAAGGUUGCUGAUACCUAUAUCAAACUUGCACACUUUAUUAGGAACAAAAAUGAUAGUGCUUUGGAGGGCGAGUUUAUGCUGUUCGUGUUGAGGGCGAUGAAGCUGAAUUCUUCGGAAGCCAGGCAGCUAUUUCCGUGUAUUUUAAUGCAGGAGAAUUUGGCCACUACACACAAGGAACUGUUUCUGAGAGAGACCGAACAAAUUCCUACUUGGAUGUUUCUGGGGUGGAUACCACAGUUGCUGGUCAACGUUGACUCUCCAAAACUCUUUGCUGUGUCAAAGCUGAUCCAAAGAAUCGCUGAUUCGUAUCCACAAGCUAUAAUGUAUCCUUAUAGAUUGAGCAAAGAGAAUUAUAAUUUUACCGAUGAUAGGGUUCGAAAAGAAGCUAAGAUACUCAUAAAAAGGUUAGACGGACAACUGCUGAAAGACGAAAAAGUAAAUAAAUUCUUGAAAGCUUUAUCAUACGUCAGCAUUCCGCAAAAUAUCAUUUCAUAUAACGUAAUAAAAAUUAAGGAUUCUGGUGACAUAAAUAGUAUUAAAAAAUAUAUACAGUUCAUCCAAGAAGACCUUUUUAAUCAAGUUUAUGGUACAAAUAACGUGAAUAAUAUGCAGGGAAACAUGUUUAAGUCGAUAAGAAGAUUUGAAAACAUUCUGGGCCGAAUGUCAGACAUGCCAAUUAAUGAGAUUAAAAGUUAUGCUAUAACAAUACUUCAAGAAUUGAGAAAAAUAUCGAAGACCCAACCAUCACUGUUACUAAAAGACUAUUGUCCUUGGUUAGCGAACUUUUCAGCUAACAAACUUAACAUGGAAUUAGAAAUACCUGGUCAAUACGAUGGACAGAAGCUACCAGUGCCUCAGCAUCACGUGAAGAUAUCAGGAUUUCAUCCAGAGGUUGUUGUAAUGUCAUCUAAGCAAAAGCCCAUAAAAGUUAGAAUGAUUGGUAUGGACACUAAGGAAUAUCCGUUCUUGAUCAAGUUUGGAGAAGAUAUAAGGCAAGAUCAACGAAUACAACAACUUUUCUGUCUUAUGAACAACAUUUUAAGAAACGAUACGUCUUGUUCUAAUAACGGAUUAGAUAUUUUAACUUACCAGGUAAUUCCAUUAAACUCCAGCUUGGGUCUGAUCCAAUGGGUUAACGAUAUUCAAUCGUUAAAUAAAUUUGUAUCGAAUUCCCUGAAAAAUAAAUCACAACUAGGAGCGCUUGUAGAGGAAUAUGAUAAUUUCUUGUCAAAAAGCGUAAAAUCAUAUAAAGAGAACGACCAUUUUAACAACUACGGAAAAGCUGCUGCAGCGAUUAGAAAGGAUAGAGUUGUUCAGAAUUACAACGGCUUGGUUAUGAAGGUUCCUUCGGAUGUCAUGAGGACUUCUUUUUGGACUUUAAGUACCAGUACCGAAAACUACAUAGCGUUGCGCAACAACUUCAUAAAGACCUACUCAGUAAUGUGCGCAGCUCACUGGAUCUUGGGCAUCGGCGACCGCCAUUUAGAAAACAGCUCGAUAUGUCUACAAAACGGUAAAGUCCUGGGCAUCGACUUUGGCCUCUCCUUCGGCACAGCCACCCAAAUACAGCCAGUACCCGAACUAGUACCAUUCCGACUGACACCUCACAUAGUCAGUCUCAUGGAACCCCUGAAGGAGAGAGGGCCCUUCAGGGAAUACAUGAUACAUUGUUUGAAGUGUUUGAGAGCUAACAGCUCAUCUCUGUUGGCGACGAUGAACGUCUUUAUACAAGAGCCGUCUAUAGAUUGGCUGGAACAUGCCGAAGCAGGCGAAGACUGUCAUAGUAACACUUGGUACCCGUUAGUGAAGCUGGAACAGGCUAAACGAAAACUAGAAGGUGCAAACAGCGUGGACAUCAUGGUAGAGGAAUUAAAGGCCGGGAUGAGAGUCCAGCAAUAUACUGAUGCAUAUGUGAAACUAGUUUUGGGAGAGGAAAAUGAAAAUUUGCGGACAAUGUUUGUAGGAAAAGUAAGUUUGACUGUUGAGGAUCAGGUAGAUUGUUUAAUAGAUCAUGCUACUGAUAGCAAUUUAUUAGGACGAAUGUGGAAGGGAUGGUGCCCAUGGGUGUAAGAGGUUUGGCCCAUGGGUGGUUUUAAAGUGUUUAUAUGUUUUUGUUUGUUUUGUUUAUAUGUUAUUAAAAUGAAGUUUUUUUAUAACUAUUUUUUCAAAUAAAAUCAAUUUUCUAA